UACUGUAUUUAUUUUCCAUUUCAUUGAUUUCAUUCAUAAACACGUUGUUGGUUGUAGAUCGUACUUCUAUCAGGAGGUGUAGGUCAGAGAAAUAAGAAGGUAGAUUGGGCCGAUACUUAGCCUUUAAUAUACACAGGCUUGAUAUUUUCAAGAGACAUGGAAAAGGUUGGCAAGCUAUGGGGUGGUAGAUUUACAGGAGCUACGGAUCCUAUCAUGGAACGAUUUAAUGCCUCUAUUACUUUUGAUAAGCGGUUAUGGAAGGAAGACUUGCAAGGGAGUCAAGCCUAUGUGAAGGCUCUCAAAAAGGUCGGCAUUGUUACUGAGGCAGAGAUGAAAGAAAUUCAACAAGGUCUUAACAAGGUACAUGAUGAAUGGGCUAGUGGUGAGUUUGUACUGCAGCCUAAUGAUGAGGAUAUACAUACCGCAAAUGAACGCCGUCUCAAGGAAUUCAUAGGAGCGCCUGCUGGUAAGCUUCAUACAGGAAGAAGUAGAAAUGAUCAAAGGGCCCAGCCAAUCAGGUGGAGCCAUUGGCUCCUAAGUUAUGCUUGGGCUUUUCGACGAGACUUGCAAUACAUGGAUGAAUUUAUUAAAAGAUUUAAUUAUUUACCACUUGGAUCUGGAGCUAUAGCUGGUAAUCCAUUCAAUGUUGACAGGAAAUUUCUAGCAGAAGAGCUUGGAUUUCUCGGGGUAACGGCAAACAGUAUUGAUGGUGUUAGUUCUCGCGAUUUUGUGACAGAAUUUCUGUUCUGGGCUUCUCAAACCAUGCUCCACCUCAGCAAGUUGUCUGAAGACCUUAUUUUGUAUAGUUCAAAAGAAUUUAGCUUUGUCACUUUAUCAGAUGCAUACAGCACAGGUAGCAGUUUAAUGCCACAGAAAAAGAAUGCUGAUAGCUUGGAAUUGAUCAGAGGCAAGUGCGGCCGUGUCUUUGGAAGGGUGAGGAUUAAUAGGAUUAAUAGUAAACUGUAG
This is a messenger RNA of Anneissia japonica, 966 nucleotides long. RefSeq names its product argininosuccinate lyase-like. The record is from RefSeq and is a predicted model, not a curated record. Bases 157 to 966 code for a protein of 269 amino acids. Gene Ontology annotation, molecular function: argininosuccinate lyase activity. Gene Ontology annotation, cellular component: cytosol. Lineage: Eukaryota; Metazoa; Echinodermata; Crinoidea; Comatulida; Comatulidae. The transcript is spliced from 9 exons.